AUGUCCCAGCAAACCGUUUUCAAGACUCAAGGUCAUAGACAAGCAGUUUCAACUCCAAGCAGCAAUACAUAUUUUCUUAAUUCGUAAAGAAAAUUAAACUUCUUUACAACAAGCACUCUUUAAUCUAUAUCAUAUGUUCACACGAGUUAAGUAUUAAAUUAAACUCCAACUCAAUAUGAGAUCAGACAAGUUAAAAAGGAAUAGAAUCAGAUCUAAGCCAUACCAGCUUCUUUCAUGGAACUUUAUGAUGAAUUUGAGAAUAAUUACAAAAUUGUUUAGAAGAUUAAAACUGAUCUCAAUAUCUCAAUUGAUAUGAAGUCAGACGAUUAAGUUCAAUAGCCUCAAGUCAUAUCCUAAAAUUCAAUUAGGAAUCCCUCUUAGGCUGAAACAAAAAUCGCAAAUUUGUAGUUCUGUGAUAUUGAUUAAGAGUUGAAUCAGAGACUGCAUAUAAAUCGCUUUAAAUUUUAUUACUUCCGAGCUUCAAUCUCGAAAUAAUAAUCUCCUUUAUUACUUACAAUUUAAUUUGAAAAUCAAAUAAAUUCUGCAUAAUACAAAUUAUAUCUUUCUACUUAGCAUGAAUUUCCGACUAAAUUUAAUGCAGAACACAAUCUCACUUCAAAUUUUUGUAAGAUCUAUACUAGUGGGCAUGAGAGUACAUUUUAAGAAAAUUAUCUAUACAUAACCUUUUAUACCGAAAUUGAUGUAGUUGUAAAAAUAAAGAUAACAUUUGGUCGAGUCUAGCAAAGCAAAUCACCCUAAAAGUAGAUAAUAAAAAAAGAAUAUCCUAAAUUUCCUGGUUUAAUAACAAACAUAAAAAUUGAUUUAAUCAAAAGGAAUCUUGAUACAAGCUCAUUUUAAUUGACUCGGAGAACAGAUCUCUUGGCUGGAUUACUUACUGAAAGAGAAUAGAAAAGAAAGUAGGUUCUGUUAAAAAAGUAGGAGAUCGUAUGCGAAUAAAAGAUAAAGUUGAAAACAUAAUAUAGUGCAUAGAUGUUAAGAAACGAUUAUAGAUUUUUUGAAAAGAUUUAUAAAUUAAAACUAAAUAAAAAGAUCUAGGGAGAGUUGUUUUGGGCUCAACUUGUAAAUUUAAUUAACUUUUGUGCUUAGCUUAAAACCAAAUUAAUAUAAUUUAAAGCUCAGAUGAGUGUUAAGGCGAAUGGAAGAAUUAAGGCUUUAAAAUGUGGAUUAAAUUUAUUGAUUUACAUUAGAAAGUUUGGACCUACUCCUGAGAGAAGAUCUUUUUGUAAAAGUCUGUUAGCAGUUCAAAUGUUUACUGCUUAAAUUAGAUUCACAAGAAAAAGGAAGGCUGAAGCAAUUGCUACUUCUUUUAUAAGGGAAUGUAUUUCCAUUAUACAUUUAGGACAUAGACUACUCAAGACCAGACAUUAUGUAAUCAUUUUGUAGAACAAGUUCAGAUUUUUCUAAAGAUAGAAAAAAAAAUAUUAUGAGGAUUUCUGGCAAUUAGUGAUGCUCAACUACAAAGAAAUCAUUAGGAGUUUAAAUCAAAGUAAUCAAAGAUCUAGGAGUAGGAGUUAAAAAUAAAUUUAUGCUAAUCAAAUAGAUAAUCAAAUGAUGCAGUUCCAGAUUGAUAAUUAUUAUUAAAGACAAAAGUUGAUAUGGCUGGGGUUUAUAAGGCAAAAGAUCCAUGACAAACAACUGGAUCUUUAUUUAAAUGAUAGGAAAAGCGAUGAGAUUAGGAAAGCCUUGAUUAAGUUUUAAGAACCUAAACUGUUCCAACUGCCGCAAAUUAAUGAAGUAGCUGAGAUAAUUGAGCUUUAUGCAAAAAAUAAAAAAAUGAUUUGA
This is a messenger RNA of Paramecium tetraurelia, 1803 nucleotides long. RefSeq lists its product as uncharacterized. The record is from RefSeq and is a predicted model, not a curated record. The transcript is spliced from 5 exons. Lineage: Eukaryota; Ciliophora; Oligohymenophorea; Peniculida; Parameciidae.